Messenger RNA from Lasiosphaeria miniovina, 2098 nucleotides. RefSeq lists its product as uncharacterized. NCBI's taxonomy places the organism in Eukaryota, Fungi, Ascomycota, Sordariomycetes, Sordariales, Lasiosphaeriaceae. The coding region runs from base 231 to 2012 and encodes 593 amino acids. The record is from RefSeq and is a predicted model, not a curated record. The transcript has 2 exons.
AACGUCACGGCUCCUUCCAAUGCUCCCUCGCGGGGUACAAGCUAAUUUACUCGAUUCCUGAUUCGAGGCGCCCGCAAUUCAAGCCAAUUUACUCGAUGCCUGAUUCGGGGCGCCCCGCAAUUCAAGCCUACCCUUUGUCUUCCACAUGAAGCACCACACUUUAAACUUCUUACAAACGCACGCACUUGCCUUCCUCGCUUCCCUCUCUAUGCCUCCCCGCUCCCUUAUCCAUGCCUCCCUCGCGCAUAUCCGGGUGCGCAGAUCACGAAAUGGCUCAGCCUUUCUCGGAGAAGCGGAAACUGGCCGGCACAGGCCCGCGGCAACCCAGGGAGGUGAGCCCUCUGGUCAUCUCCCUGCACAGCGACGACGACCUGGUUGACGACGACCUGGUUGCGGUUGCGGUAUCCUCGGGGAAAAAGAAGCCUGCGCCGUCCGCGCCCAGCACGGAAAAGAAGAAGCGGGGCCUGCCCUUGUUUGGUACCUCGCUGCCGCCGCUGAAGCGGCAAAUUUUGGAUGACUCAGCGCGCUUUGCGACGCAAUUUGAAGCUGCUCCAUUGCUCGCCUCGCAUGCGGGCACCGGCCUAGACCUUUUCCGCCUCCCCUCUUCUUCCGCCGCCGCCAUCGCCACCGCCGCCGCCGAGCCGGUAGCCCCACAACAAGCUGCCAACCAGGAGGCGCCCAGCUCUCGGGCCGUCCUCCUGAGAAGAGGCCUCCGAGACGAAGUCAGCCGACUGAAAGAAGAGCUCAAGGAGUCGACAGGAAUGCCGAACCAGUCGACAGAGAAGCAGCAGCAGCAGGAAAAGGAGCUCCUCAACCUCCAGCAGCAGGUCCACGAACUGCAACAACAGCUUCAGGAUCGGGAGCAAGAGCUUGUGCGAAGCUACCAGGCAAGCCAAGGUCCGAUUGUGGCAAUAGAUGAUAAGAUCGACAAGCUCGACAGCCAAAAUGCCGUCGAGGACCUGCGGGGUAUCAAAGCCGAGCUGGAGAAGAACGAGACGGAGCUGCAGGAUGUCAGAGCCGACUUGGCUGACAGGGAGGAGGUGAUCAAAAGCCUUAGCGACAUGUUCGAUGCGCGAGCGGAGAUGCGUCAAUUCAAUGGCGGGAGGAGUGUCAGUCCCCAGACGGAGCUGGACGUCGCCCUCAUGACGAAUAAGCACCUCGAGAACUAUGUGUCAGACCUGACGGACCAGCACGAGAAAAAGUUCGCCGCCCAGAAGGGGCAGCACAAGCAAGAGUUGGCCGCCCAGAAGGAGCAAAACAAGCAAGAGUUGGACGCCCAGAAGGAGCAGCACAAGCAAGAGUUGGCCGCUGAGAAAGCCAAGUACGAGCGUCGACUGCUGGACCAGAAUGUCCGAUUCGAGGGUGAAAAGCAUCUCUAUAUCCUGCAGGUUGAGAGCCAGCAAGCCGAGGCCGCCAAGAUGCGGCAAGACAUGGAAGCAGCACGCCUCGCACACAGUGAAGACAUUCGGCAGCUCCGGUCAGAGAACCAGCUCCUCGCCGAGCAAAAGCACCAGGCGGAGCAACAAGCACUCCAAGUCAAGGAGCAGCAACGCCAGGCCGAGGAAGGCAGACGCGAGGCUGUCAGCCAACAUGCCGACGACAAGGCCCCCUGGGAGGCAAGGCUGUCUAAAGCCAACAUCACCAUAGCCCAACGAAACUCGAAGCGUCUGGAGGAAAGAAGACUCAGCCUUUCCCAGGUGGAGAAAGAGAGGCUGGUGCGCGACGGAAAGCAGUUCGCCUCGGAGAACAAGAAGCUGGCGAAGGAUAAUGCGGCCCUGACCAAAAAGGUCACCGACCUGACCAAUAUAGUCAAUAGUAAGACCAAUAAGGCCAUGACCAAGCAUAUCGAGGGCCAGAUACUGCAGGCCAGGCAGGGCGAGUUGCAAGCGCAGAGCGAGCGACAGGAACUAGCCGCGCGGUACGACGCUAUAUUCGCGCGGCUGGUCGAUGCGCUGGCCCAUAAUUCGCGGCUCAAGGACCAACUAGACGAGUGCGAUGUCAAGAUCCAGUAACACAGAGAGCUGGCCGACGGGUUGGAGCGGCGUCGCCAGGGGGGAGAGCUGGAGAUAGAGUAGCGGCUGCCGCGGCAAGAAGAAAG